Molecule: messenger RNA, 486 nt
Organism: Necator americanus (New World hookworm)
Lineage: Eukaryota; Metazoa; Nematoda; Chromadorea; Rhabditida; Ancylostomatidae
Exons: 6
Coding region: 1-486 (161 amino acids)
Biological process (GO): actin filament depolymerization
Cellular component (GO): actin cytoskeleton; cytoplasm
Molecular function (GO): actin filament binding
Source: RefSeq, a predicted model, not a curated record
AUGUCGAUCAAUUUAUCGAUUAGUAGUCUGGCCUCCGGCGUAAAAGUUGAUCCAUCAUGCAAGAACGCGUACGAUUUGCUGCACAACAAACAUCAACACAGCUUCAUCAUUUUCAAAAUUGAUAAAAAUGAUACCGCUAUCGUUGUGGAGAAGGUCGGCGAUAAAGGUGCACCGUACUCGGAAUUUGUAGAGGAGAUGAGAAAAGCGGUUGAUGGAGGAAAAGAAUGCAGAUACGCAGCGGUGGAUGUGGAAGUACAAGUACAACGACAAGGUACGGAAGGUGGUAGCAAACUGAACAAGGUCAUCUUCGUACAGUAUUGCCCUGAUGAAGCUCCUGUACGUCGUCGAAUGCUUUACGCAUCUUCUGUUCGCGCGCUUAAGUCCACUCUCGGUUUAGAAUCGCUUAUGCAGGUUCAAGCCUCAGAUUUGUCGGAUCUGGACGAAAAAGCGAUUAAGCAUGACCUGGUUAGCAGUCAGAGGACCUAA